This is a messenger RNA of Pisolithus orientalis, 408 nucleotides long. RefSeq lists its product as uncharacterized. NCBI's taxonomy places the organism in Eukaryota, Fungi, Basidiomycota, Agaricomycetes, Boletales, Pisolithaceae. Bases 1 to 408 code for a protein of 135 amino acids. The transcript is spliced from 4 exons. The record is from RefSeq and is a predicted model, not a curated record.
AUGCCUUCAUUUGUCACCUCGAAGGCUUGUUUGUUGUCAAGUGGCCUGAUAGCAGUGAGGGCCGCAACACGAUUCUGCUUUUUACCAUCACAGUCAAUUCUGCACAACUGGCAGAACAACGGUUGGAGAAUAGACUCAAAAUUAAUGCUCUGCAAGGACCUCCUCAACAUCAUUAAGAUGAGAGACGAUGGACUUGUUCUCUUCUCUGAUAUUGGUAAGACGCACUUUGGGAGUGGGAUGCUGAGUACAGAGUACUCUGAUGAUCUUCCAAAGGAGUUUCACUUCACCCUUGACCAACUGACUGACCAUGGGAAGAUGCACCAGCAUAUGAGAAGGACAUAUGGUUAUGGGUGCCCUCACUGCUAUGGAAGGAAAAUUCUGGCAAAAAGAGCUUUAAUCAAAGCAUGA